Messenger RNA from Chelonus insularis, 2806 nucleotides. RefSeq names its product forkhead box protein N3-like. The record is from RefSeq and is a predicted model, not a curated record. Bases 1030 to 2661 code for a protein of 543 amino acids. Gene Ontology annotation, biological process: regulation of DNA-templated transcription. Gene Ontology annotation, molecular function: cis-regulatory region sequence-specific DNA binding; DNA-binding transcription factor activity. The transcript is spliced from 6 exons. Gene Ontology annotation, cellular component: nucleus. Lineage: Eukaryota; Metazoa; Arthropoda; Insecta; Hymenoptera; Braconidae.
AUAUUUUAAUCUUGAAAAUUUGUUCCUAUCAUUAUAAUUAUUAGUAAGAAUUUAUAUCACAGCAUUACAACUGUUCUAAAUUUUUAUCCACCAUUUUGUCGCCUCAUUAGAUGAUAAACAAAUGACGCAAUUGGUGCGCCGGGUUUGAGACUAUCGUUCAUAAGUUACUACGUCGACAUGUGAAUAAUUAGGCAAUUUUUUAUUUCAAUAAUUAUCAUACCAUAACUACUCAUAAGAUUUAUGUAAAAUCAUUAAAAACGUUGUUAUCUGUUGCUAAGACAUUGAUAAAACAAUCAAGUAAUAGCACUUUGAAAGAGUCUGAGUUGGGGGUGUUGCUAAGGCACCACGGAGCCAAUUGAUGGUUGCUUGGCAACAGCAUCUUACUAGCUUUUAUGGCCGCCGUGGCGAGCGUAGCUAUCGAUGACGCUCUCUUUUGAUUGGUGUCUUCUUCAACGGCGAUGCAUUUUUUCCUUACACGAGUGGAGAUAAUAAUUGCGCCAAUUUAAGUCGACAUCAGUUCAAAAAGAAUUGUGUAAAAUGACAAAUUCCCUACUGUUCAUGAAUAAUUGAAGAAGAGACUAAUUACAACUUGAUAACUAAUUUUUCGGUGAGAAGUUGAGAACUUUCGUACCUACUACAGGGGUAAAAUUUAGGGUAAGACCUUCGGAGACACAAUUUUAUAGAAUACUAGAUAGUGAUAAGUACGGUUUCCAUGACAACACUUUGACACGCAUACGGCUUUUCCUAGAGAACGCAAGGGAGAAAAACGAUGGAACAGAUAGAAGAAAUCAACAGUAGUUCUCGCAUCGUUACACAGUGUCUUACUAUUGCUAUUUCUGACGACGCGGCUACAACGACGAUUUUUUUCUCAUGGACGCAUCGUGGCUUAUAUUUAGACAAGAACUUAACUGAAAUUAGACGUUUGUGUGAAGAAAAAGAGGAGAAACGCGUGCCGAUGAAAUCUGAGUGAUUGAAAAUUUUAACUAAGAGAGUAAUUAUCAAAGAAAUAUCCAAAAUUGCAUCAUAAUAAUGGCACCAGACAGGCCCGAUGCAUCGGGUGUAGAAACUGCGUGUGGUUUAACCGUUACACGUGCCUACAGUAUCGAUGACACCGUACUAACGCUUAAAGAAGCAGAUAACGCUAGCACGUUUUCUGACAAGACCAAUACUGGCGCGAUCGACGUCGCUGUCCCAGAUGCAGUCAACAGUCCACCGGUUGCCAAAAGUCCAAGUGAAUUCGCGAGUACAAUAACAACGAAACAAAAUCAAUCUGAUGAUGACCUUACUAACCUUGCAUGGUUACAUCAACAAAAUCUCCUUAAAGGACUUGAAAUUUCUAGUCCUACCAAAAGCAUUAAAGAAGAAAAUAUAAUUAAUAAUAACAACAAUAAUAAUAAUAAUAAUAUUUGUGAUGAUAGUACAGAACUAUCUGAGAACACCAAUUCUAUUUCCAGUUUAGAUGAUAACUAUUUUUCAGAGAGUAAUGGAAAAAUUGGAUCCGUGGUAUCAGGGAAAACAUGUCAAGGUUAUCAAAGUCCCGGUAAAAAUUAUGAAAAAUCUAGUGGAUUCUUUCAGGACUCGGGAAAAAUUGCAUACAUUACAACACAACAAAGUAAUCAAGUGAAGAUAUCAUUGAACAACAAUAAUCUACCAGUUUCAAAUCGUAACAAACAUCCUACGCAUAUACCUUACGAUCCUCAUUUGCAUAGAAAUACCAAACCUCCGUACUCAUUUUCCUGUUUGAUCUUCAUGGCCAUUGAGGAUAGUCCAAUGAAAGCUCUACCAGUGAAGGAAGUCUACGCUUGGAUUUUGGAUCACUUUCCUUACUUUAGGAAUGCACCAACCGGUUGGAAAAAUUCCGUCAGGCAUAAUCUUAGCUUAAACAAGUGUUUUAGAAAAGUUGAAAAAGCUCCGAAUUUGGGAAAAGGUUCUCUUUGGAUGGUAGAUGAUCAAUAUCGUCCAAAUCUUAUGCAAGCGUUAUCGCGAGCACCUUUUCCUCCUCCUACUGGUCAAAAUCUUUCUUCUCCUGAAAAAAUACCUAAGAAAAAUACCAAUACGCGACUUCCUGAUCCUGUUUUAUUUCCUUAUUUAUCUAAAAGACUUGCUUCAAGUAACAUAACUGAAAGUCCCGAACAAGAGUUUGAUAGUGAUGUUGACGCUGCUGCAGCCGCUAUGCUUUCCUUUAAACACGGACCUAUUAUUCUUAAUCAUAACAAAGAUCGAAAACGAAAAUGUAACAUAGAACAAGAAAAAUUGGUCCCAGUAAUAACACGGAGUUCUAGUGAGGAUCAUACAUAUAGUUGUAUAACAUCAAUAAAAACUGAAGGUAGAUCAUCAAGCUUAACUCCUGAUGAUACCAGUACAGAUGCAGACGAACGACGUAAAAUAGCUGAAGGGGCUGAUGCUUUGCUCAACCUUGCAGACGUUGCUCUUAGUCACAAUAGCACGUCUUGUACACAUUACACCGAGGAUAUUAAACCAAAUAUCAAUGAGUUAUCUACAAUAAAUCACUUGCCAAAAUUACCAACUGUGCAAGGAACCCAAUCAAAAUCUAAGCGACGUACUACCCCAAGCGAUUACGCAAGUCUGCCUGAUAAACGACGUAAACGUUGGCGAGAAUGGAGCGAGAGUAACAGGUAUCUCAAACAAAUUAGGGGUUAAUAACGAAUGUUCGUCUGUCCUUUUUAUAAUUAAUUGCAGUAAUUAAUAAUCAGCCAUAAACCAACAUAAAAAAGUGGCCAAAGUUAUAUUUUCAAAAAAAAAAAAAAAACAAGUGAAAAAAAACGAAAAUAAACUAUAAAAGCAA